Hirsutella rhossiliensis is the source of this 1437-nucleotide messenger RNA. RefSeq lists its product as uncharacterized. Bases 1 to 1437 code for a protein of 478 amino acids. Lineage: Eukaryota; Fungi; Ascomycota; Sordariomycetes; Hypocreales; Ophiocordycipitaceae. The transcript is spliced from 2 exons. The record is from RefSeq and is a predicted model, not a curated record.
AUGCCUCCAUUCUUUGACGGCGCCCAGAUCCGCGAUGCUCUUCGAUACCAAGCGAUCCCCGCCAUCGAGGCUCUUGCUGCCAACGAAGACCUGCACCGCCGGUCGCUCAGACGCUUCGAGCGCGAUGAUCCUCCGCCCUACGCAUCGUCGACUGACUCGUCAGAGCCAGACGACACUCCGCUCUUGUCAUCCGACGAAAUCGACGCAAUCCUAGACCCACCAAUCACCGAUCAAGAACGAGAUUGGAUGGCCCAAUUCAUGGCAGACAUCUUGCAUCCUGGCAAGGUCUAUUACAAGGAGUGCCAAAUCGAGGCUAAACGGCUAGACUACUACCGGUCUAGAAACGUGAUAUUCAGCGGAAAGAAGGGCAGAGAGCGAUUUGGCGUCAUCGUUCGUCGCAACGUCAGGCAUCGCUGGGAGAAACUCGGCAUCUGGAAUCCUGCCUGGGGGUUUCCCGGCCGUAGCCUGGAGCCCAAGGACCUCAUCAGCACGUGGAACUGGUGGUGGCGACAGUCCGGCCCCUGGAAAAAGAGUGAUGGGGAGGAGCUCGUUGACCGUGCUCUACGCCAGCGCCAGAACCUUCGUCGCGGCGAGAGCGUACCUGUACCUCCACGCUCUCACUUGGAACACGGCAUGGACGCGUCUCAAGCCGACUCUUUCAUCGUGACCAGACCUUGGUUUGUAUUCCAGCUCGAACUAAACGAGGAGUCCCUAAAGUGCCGGCGCCGCCUCCCCACUGCCCAAAGACAUCAGGUUGACGAGAUGAGUAUCCAGCGUGUGAACGGGUGGUGGAGAGACCGCGGCGACUGGAGAAACGAGUUUGACAGCACUCAAAGACUUACCUCGUGGAAAUGGCGGCAUGAGUCUCCUUCCCCAGAACCCGAGGAUAUCACGGCCUUCGAGCCAACCAACAACACUGAGGACAACCCGCUCGACACAAUGGACUUGACCCCCUCGGAAACUGAUGCUCUAGAGACCAUUGAGCUGCCGAGGUCCGAACAGCCCAAGAAGUUCUGGGCCAUAUUCUCGGGAGACUUCCCGCCCUUCUUUCCUGGACAGCAGCAGCCGGACCCUGCCGAGGACCAGACUCCUUCCCCAAGGUCUCAAUCUGCACUCCCGGCGUCAUCGCCUCCCGGAUGGGCUCUCUUCAGACCGACGACGCCAUUGCCACAAGAGCACGUCGAGGGGCCACCAGAAUUCCAAGAAACUUCGUCACAGCCGCAACAAAACACUUCCGCCAGUCCUCCCCCUCAGAAGCCACGACGCCGGGGCCGGGGCAGACCACGACGCGGGGCAGGCAGGGCCCAGGACCCGCAGUCCCCCUCCCUGCCGCCUCGCCGCCACAAGGCCCGCCGCCCCACAGCCUCCUGCGCGGGAUACUCCACGUACCAAGCCAAGGCCCAUCCCUGCGCGUCCUCCGGUCCUUACGGAGCCUGA